Messenger RNA from Aedes aegypti (yellow fever mosquito), 4353 nucleotides. RefSeq names its product fatty acid synthase. Gene Ontology annotation, molecular function: fatty acid synthase activity; 3-oxoacyl-[acyl-carrier-protein] synthase activity. Lineage: Eukaryota; Metazoa; Arthropoda; Insecta; Diptera; Culicidae. The record is from RefSeq and is a predicted model, not a curated record. The transcript has 3 exons. Bases 50 to 4210 code for a protein of 1386 amino acids. Gene Ontology annotation, biological process: fatty acid biosynthetic process.
UUUCUAGAUCUAUGAAGGAGAUUCAGUUGUUGUGACCGGGAUUGCAAAAAUGCUGGAAAGCGAAAACUUAACUGAUAUUCAAGAAUCCUCAAAUCCAGCAGUAACAUUGAAAUCGAGAGACUUCUAUAAAGAGCUACGUUUACGAGGAUACCAUUACACAGGUCUAUUUAAAUCGGUGUUGGAAGCAAAAUCUGACGGAACCAUGGCUAAGGUCCAAUGGAAAGGUAAUUGGAUGGCUUUUCUUGAUUGCCUGCUACAAACUGCAAUAAUUGCGAUUGAUACCAGAUCGUUGAUGGUUCCUACGGCAAUCGAAAAGCUUUCAAUUGCACCGAAAGCCCAUUUGGCAAUGAUGGAACGUGAGGGAGAAGAUUGUGAGUUCUUCACGAUGAGAAGCUGUCCAAAAACUAACGUUUCGGUUUGUGGCGGUAUUAUGCUUUGCAACCCUCGGGCCAGCAGCGUAGGACGUAGAAACCCUCCAGGUAUUCCAGUUCUAGAGACUUAUCAAUUUGUUCCGUAUCACGCCGAUGAUCAGGUUCCGACUCUGGAAGCAAUUAGAAUGUGCGUUCAGCUUGCGCUAGAAAAUGUCCCUACUCUAUCAAUAAAUGUGACAGAAAUCCACAGUGAGAGGAUUCCGGUUGUCGCACAUUUGUUCGGAGAAGCAAUAGCCGAUCUUCCAUUGGUUAAAGCCAAUCUGACGGUUCUGGCUAAAACAGAAAUUGAGUUGGAAUACGUGACUGUCAAAGUGGAAAAGCUAUCUGAUCAAUCAAAUCAACUCUUUCUGAUCACUGACAGCAAUUGGAGUGAGCCGAAUUUCCUACAAGACGCUGUUGGUCGUCUCGUAGAUGGAGGAUUCAUCAUUGUUCGUGAGAAGUUAACCUUCAAGUUAGAUGACCUAGAUGUACCAGAAGAACUGAACAUGGUGGCCUCCUUUAGAGUCGAUCAAGAAGAGACAUUUAUUUGUCUGCAACGCAAAAUCAAGGGAUUCAAUGAUACUCCAGCAGUUAUCCAGGUUGAUUCAUCCGACUUCAGUUGGCUAGCUGUUUUGAAACAGGCUGUCAAAGUCCGACCUGUGAUCCUAUUCUCACAGAAUGACUCAGUUUCCGGAGUUAUCGGUUUGGUGAACUGUAUUCGCAAAGAACCCAAAAUGCAAACAGUACGAUGCGUACUAAUUGAUGACCAAAAUGCUCCGGAAUUCUCUCUCAGUGAUCCAUUCUACAAGAACCAGUUAGAGCUCGGACUGGCAAUUAACGUAUUGCGAAACGGAGUGUGGGGUAGCUAUCGCCAUGCCUUAAUAUCGAAGAAACCAAAAACGGAACCUGUAUCCAAGCAUUGCUACGCAAACAGCCUGACAAAAGGUGAUUUGUCUUCGAUGAUGUGGUUCACGGGAGCCUUCAACGAGUGGGAUGUUGUACCAAAUAAGGUAAAAGUGUCGUACUGCACUUUAAAUUUCCGUGAUGUGAUGGUUGCUACUGGAAGAUUGUCAUCGGACGUGAGUUCAUUCAGUCGACUGGAAGAAGAAUGUGAGCUUGGUUAUGAAUAUGCGGGAGUUACGGAAGACGGCAAGCGGGUGAUAGGUGUAUUGCCAUUAGGGGCUCUAUCUACGAUGGUUAACGCGGAUUCGACUCUUAUUUGGGUUAUACCGGAUAGUUGGAAUGCACAGGAUGCUUGCACAAUUCCAAUUGUAUAUACCACGGUUUUGGCAGCAUUUAAACUAAACGCUAAUGUGAAGAAAGGGCAGUCGGUAUUAAUCCAUGCAGGAAGCGGAGGUGUUGGGUUAGCUGCAAUCAACCUUGCGCUUGCAUAUGGAAUGGAGGUAUUCACAACUGUUGGAUCCGAUGAGAAGGUCAAUUACCUGUUGAACGAGUUUCCUUCUCUAAAACGAGAAAACAUAGGAAAUUCGAGAGAUUUAUCAUUUGAACAAAUGAUCAAAUUAAGAACCAAUGGAAGAGGAGUGGACUACGUGUUGAACUCGUUAGCUGACGAGAAACUGCAGGCGUCUGUGAGAUGCUUGGCGAAAGGCGGACAUUUUCUAGAAAUCGGAAAAUAUGAUAUGGCAAGAGAUUCGCAACUAUCAUUGGAGCUCUUUAAAAAGGGAAUAUCAUUCACAAGUGUGAUGUUGGAUUCGGCAAUCAGAGAUAAUUAUACUCUAAAAUUGAGCUUACAUAAAUUAUUGGAUGAAGCAAUCAAGUCUGGUAUAGUGAAACCACUGAAAACCAACGUUUUCGAUGCUGCUGAUUUGGAGAAGGCAAUGAGAUUUUUGGCGAGUGGAAAACAUAUGGGCAAAAUAGUGAUCAAACUGCGUGAACAUGAGAAUGACGCUGAAACACUUCCAAUUACACAUUUUCCACACGUCUUCUGUAAUCCAGAUCAAGUUUACGUAAUCGUUGGCGGCUUAGGUGGUUUUGGUCUGGAAUUGGCGGAUUGGCUUGUCCUUCGUGGGUGCAGGAAGCUGGUACUCAGCUCUAGUCGAGGUAUCACCAAGCCAUAUCAGGAAUACAGAAUUAAAAUAUGGAAUAGUUAUGGCGUUCAUACUCAUAUCUGUACUGCCGAUGUUACCACAAUGGACGGUUGUCGUGUCCUCUUGAAAGAAGCUUCUCGGUUCGGUUCUGUAACGGCUAUCUACAACUUAGCAGUGCAGCUUCGAGAUGCCAUAUUGGAGAAUCAGACUGUGGACAAGUUCGUGGAGUGUAUGGCACCUAAGGCUACUGCAACUGAAUACCUUGACAAGGUCAGUCGUGAGAUGUGUCCUCAUCUGAAGCACUUCAUAGUGUUCUCCAGUGUUUCCUGUGGUCGCGGUAACGCAGGACAGAGCAACUAUGGUAUGGCAAACUCUGUGAUGGAGCGUAUAAUUGAACGGAGAAACGCGGACGGCCUUCCCGGAAAGGCGAUUCAAUGGGGAGCUAUCGGUGAGGUUGGACUUGUAGCAGAUAUGGCAGAAGAUAAGAUCGAUUUGGAAAUCGGAGGAACGUUGCAACAGCGCAUAUCAUCAUGUCUUCAUGAGAUGGAUUACUUGCUGACAUGUGAAGCUCCUCUUGUGGCCAGUAUGGUGGUUGCGGAAAAACGAACUGCAAGCGGAUCAAAGAAUGUCAUCGAAGCUGUCAUGAACAUAAUGAGUAUAAGAGAUCUGAAAUCGGUGUCGAUGGAGAGUACUUUGGCCGAUAUUGGAAUGGACUCUUUGAUGGCAGUAGAAAUCAAACAGGUACUGGAAAGAGACUUCGACAUGGUACUGUCCCCGCAAGAUCUGAGAACAUUAUCCUUUGCUAAGUUGUUGAAAAUGGAUGAAGAGAAAAAGCAAGCUGCUAAAGAUCAGGAGGAAAAGAAGAGUGAAGGAUUUGUGAUUGGAAUGCAAAUGUUGUUGAGAAAUCUUGGCAACGAAGAAACGAGUGAAUCGACGUUAUUGCGUUUACCUUCCGCUGAUCAAGAAGGCCGUUCACUUUUAUUCAUUCCAGGUGUUGAAGGCGUGGCCGGUAAUGUUUGGAAAGCAAUUGCUGCACAGAUAAAGUCUCCUGUUUACAUGCUACAGCUAUCGAACACUUUAGAUUGUGAUAGCAUCCCAGAUAUCAUAGAACGCAUCAUAGAUGAGAUCUGUGAAACAAUGUUCAAUGGUUUUGAAGAUAUUACAAUAGUUGCUUAUUCAUUUGGAGCUCUGAUUGCAAUCGAAAUAGCUCGAUAUUUACAGGCAAAAGGUAUACGUGGAGAACUUUUACUAUUGGAUGGUGCACCGAAGUACUUGAAGCAAUGGUCACUGAAACAACUGAAUAAUAAUCCAUCGGAUGGAGAAAUACAGAAGCUCAUAUUACUUGUUUUGAUCGCCAUGGUGUUCCCAGAUCAGCCACCGGAGAAAGCCAUGGCUGUAUUGGAGAUUACGUCAUUCGACGACCAAAUUGAGAAACUCAUCGAAUUGGGAGCAGAGCAGAGCGAAUAUUCACCAGAGUACACAAGAAAGAUGACGAAAGCCCUCUGCAGGAGAAUCAAAAUGGCGGCUCUGAUGAACCUGGAUGAAGAUCAACCGUUGGACCUUCCGAUAACGCUGGUUAGACCAACCGAUGCCGUUUUCUCGGAUAUUGAGGAUGACUACGGGCUGUCAAGUUAUACCACAGGAGCUAUAACACUACGAAUGGUCGAAGGCAAUCAUGUAUCUAUGUUGGAAAAUGCCGAUCUAAUAGGAAUGAUCAAUAAUUUCAGUUGUCAGAAUAAUCGUGCGGGUUAAAUGCUAACUACCUUCUGAAGUUGUGUUUUUUAUAUCUGAAAAUGUUGUGCUAUACCGUAGGGCUUGGUAGAAUAGUAUCUCUCUGUAGCGUAAAUGUUCCAAUAGUGAAAAUUCAAGAAGGACAAUAAACGUGCUUGUGUUUU